CUUCCAUUUAUUCCAUGACCUAUGCGACAUCACAUUAAGACGUUGGGCUUAAAUUAAUUGAGCGUGCACCGAUGAUGCGUGGAACAACCAGACGCCGACGGAGUUGGACUCAGUAGAUCGUUCUGCGAUUCCAGAUCCUCCAUCGAUCCUGGUUACCACCGGCCCUCAUUCCAUCCCGUAUUCUCUUCCGCUUCUCUCUCCUCUUUAACAUUCUUCUCCCCUCACGACCUAGCUCAUCCCUUUCUCGUCUGCACCGCCACUGUACCCUGUCCACUACGCAUGACCCCUUCCUCCCCAACAGAGGACGGUACAGCCACCAGCAACAGCCCUUCUCAGCAACUUUCUCGCCUCCCUGCUGGCGUUACUUCUAACCCCUCCGCCCAAAAUGAUGUGACCAACGUCUCCACUGUCGACCGGCCAGCAAGGAUUACCAUUCCUCCGCGGCAACCGGCCCUCACAGCCAUGCAAGACGUUUCCAACCAGUUGACACAGUCUCCAACCUCGCUACAGCCCUCCUCACCAAACACACCCGCAUCCACAAGUGACCUGCCCGAUGGCCCUACCAGAUCGCAAUCGAAUCCGACAGCUGGGCCUCUGAGAAGCCAACUGCAGGCCAGUCAGACCUUUGCAGAGGGCAUGACUGGCAGCAUCCAAUCCCUUCGCAGAAAGGCCUUUGAACGCAUACACCCCAAGACAGACAUCAAACAAUCUACACCAGGACCGUCGUCAGCAGCAGCGGCAGCCACUGCAACUGCAACAGGGGUCGCCCGUCCGAUCAUGCCACGCUCUCGCCCUAGCAUGACACAGUUCAAAGUCAGGGAUCAGCCUAGCAAGAUGAUCAUUCCGCCACCAUAUGGACAGGAGAGGGUGCAGGCGGCGGCCAAGGCAUUGGCUGCAGGUAUCCCUGACGGUAUCCCACGAUCUAGCACAAUGCAUGCUCCAGAAACAAGGCCUCACUCGGACUCUGAAUCAGCAACGUCGGACGAGGAACUUGAGGUGCGCGUUCACUUUGAGAUCCAUCUUCAAGAAGGUGUAGAAAGUGAACCAAUCUGUCCGCUGAGCGAGAAGAACUUGACUACGCUGUGCGAGGAGCUGGAUCUCAACGCACAGGAGCGCGCAGAGGUGAAGGCGAUCCAGACGACGGAGGGAUUGGCAGAUUAUUUCGAUAAAAUCCAUCGUAACUAUGAUGUCCAAAUCAUCGUCUCGGACAACACUCCAGAAUCACCAGGAGUGACAUUUGCUCAGGAUCAACACCUACUUAAUGGCGAGUCGAUGGCUGUGGUCAGGAGAGAAUCUGUAUUGUCAUUGGACAGGGAGAAAAAGACUCGCCGUCGGAAGGAAAAAUACAAGCGACCUACAACAGAUCUAUCCACAAUACCUAUCGAAGACUCAAAAGCAAGCUGGUUAGAGUUGUUCUAUGAUCUUCUAUUCGUCGCCAACUUGACCGACUUUACUCACAACCAUCCUAUCACGGGAGGCCCUGCACUCGGCCAUUAUAUUGGUUGGUUCGUGAUUAUGUGGUGGUCUUGGGCGGGACAAACCUUCUGGGCUGCGAGAUACGACAUGGAUGAUCUGUUCACGAAGGUCUGGAAACUAGUGGAGUUCUGUGCCCUGGUUUCAUUUGGCGCAUUUUCGUCCGAUCACCUCGGCCGUACGUCAACCGGAUUUAUCGCCAGUUACAUUGUCCUCAAAGGUGUUCUAGUCAUUGAAUAUGGAAAUGUUCUCUUUUGGGCACGAAAAAAUCGUUCCGCAAAGUCGUUGACGCCGCUAUUGCUGCAAAUUGGGAGCAAUAUGCUAGCCAUGCUGAUAUGGGGUCUAUCAAUCCUGGUCCACAGCAUAGCCUGGCGCUAUACUAUGUGGUAUAUCACAAUCAUUGUCGAGGUGGGAGUACUGGUGUCGUUUGGACGAAGGACAUCUGUCACGUUUGCUGGGAGCCAUCUGCCCGAACGUUUCGCCCUAUUCACCAUCCUUGUCUUGGGAGAGAAUAUCAUCGGGUUGGUUGGACUGAGCUCAGGCGCAAGCGCAUGGGUGGCAGGGCAGGACACAUUCCUGCUUCUGUUCUUUUUGACAGUGGUAAUCCUGUACGCGUUGUGGUGGCUUUACUUUGAUGAUUUUUCUGAAGAUAUCUUUCAUAAAACAACGAUGCUAUCACAAUUUUGGGCAUAUUUGCAUCUACCGUUUCAUGUGUGCAUAGUCUUGGUCGGAACCGGCGCCCUGGAUUUGAUCCGCCUCUACAAACUAGAGCACCACAUCACGGAUCUCAUCACGGAGCCCUCACACAUGACCUCGUCAUCGUUGACAAGCCUGGACCAGCUGAGCAGACACGCUGCCCUGGGAUUUGAGACUCCCUUAGGAAGAGUCAAGAGUGCGGUUUCUGGCGGCGGAUUAGAAGCGGGGCGAGACACGGAUUAUAAUCUCACGAAGCAAUACUUUCUUGUUGCAUGCAGCCUUGUGUUCUUAUUCAGCUCGCUCAUCAAGUGGAUCAAUUUACGGUCGUAUGACAAAUUCCAGAAGAUUGUAUAUCUAUCCAGAUUCCUGAAUUCGGCGCUCAUCCUAUGUUUGAUUGCGGUACCCUUGGAGCAGAUGACGCCGUUUGCGCUACUGGGGAUCAUGGCGUUUUUCUGCUGUUUACAAGUCGCUGUGGAUCUGGCGGUAAUUUAUUUCGGCGCGUAUGGAUUCAUAGAGGACUUGGAAGCCUGGGCCAGGAGUGCACGGUCGAGCGUCGAUUUGGGAAGCUUCUUACCCUCGCCCCUAGGAGGUCGCUCCCGUGGCAACUCGCGCGCGAAUUCUAGAGCGGGAUCGGUGGUCAAUCUGAGUAGCCUUGCAAUAGGGGCCAAGCGCCACCCGCAUAGCAACAGUGCGGUCAAUCUGGUUAAUCCCAGCGGCGGCAGUCAGCAUCUGCACCAGCAGUCGAAUACCAGUCCAACAUCGUACUUUCCACAGCAGAAGCAGCCGCCGUAUCAUAACAAUCAGCAGCACCUUUCAUUGCGACGACAGACCUCGAGGCUGAGCCAGCAGCAGCAACAGGAAAUAUAUAAUAUGCAUGUCAACGCUAACAGUUUGGGAGCCUCGGGAGCUUAUGGAAAUUUGGCGCAGGCAUUGGCGGAGAUCAAGAAGCGGGAGCAAAUGAACCAGUCCUCGGGCGAUGUGUCUUUGCCUAGACGGCAAAUGUCGCUUAGUGCAGCAGAGCAGGGGAUGGCAGGCAUUCAUCAUAUCACUCAAAACUCGAUUUCACUCAAGCGGCCGGGUACAGGCAGUAGUGGUCAAGCGAACGCAGCCAUCCCGACAGCACAGCAAUAUAGCGGGUCGUCUUCAGCUAACUACAGAUCGCCCACCAUGGCGCAGACGCAAUCAGGACGGGACAAAACUACGGCCUCUGGAUCUCCACCUGUUGGUGCGGUUGGAUUAGCAAAUCUUUUCGAUCAGCCACCACCUUUUUCACCAAGAUCACCGCCCAAGUAGGCAUGUUUUCAAGAUGUUCACUCAUAUUACUUCCCUCUUAGAUAUCAUCAUAAAAUAAAUCGUAGUGAGAUCAUUCAAAG
Gamsiella multidivaricata is the source of this 3542-nucleotide messenger RNA. Its product is annotated as bacterial low temperature requirement A protein-domain-containing protein. The transcript is spliced from 13 exons. The coding region runs from base 280 to 3462 and encodes 1060 amino acids. NCBI's taxonomy places the organism in Eukaryota, Fungi, Mortierellomycota, Mortierellomycetes, Mortierellales, Mortierellaceae. The record is from RefSeq and is a predicted model, not a curated record.